AUGGUUUUUCAGUGCAAUGAUGUGAACAUUCUUAAUAUUCAUGACUUACAAGGAGUAAAAACAAAUACUAAGAAGGAAGGAAGUGACUGGAUUCUCAAUGGAAGCAAGGUGUUCGUCAGUAAUGGGUGGUUAAGUGACCUUGUGAUUGUAGUUGUGAUCACAAAUUGUGAGGCUCCCCCUGCCCAUGGUAUUAGCCUUUUUCUGGUGGAAAAUGGAAUGAAAGGGUUUAUUAAGGGACAAAAGCUACAAAAAAUGGGAUUAAAAGCCCAGACGAGUGAUAAUGAUACUGCAGAACUAUUCUUUGAAGAUGUAUGGUUGCCAGCUAGUGCCCUACUUGGAGAAGAGAAUAAAGGCUUCUAUUAUCUCAUAAAGCUUCCACAGGAAAGGCUACUAAUUGCUGAUGCAAUUUCAGCUAGUUAAUUCAUGUUUGAAGAAACCUGGAACUAUGUUAAACAAAGAAAAGCUUUUGGGAAAAUAAUUGCCCACCUACAGACAGUGCAACAUAAAUUAGCAGAAUUAAAAACACACAUAUGUAUAACCAGAGCAUUUGUGGACAGCUGUCUCCAGCUGCAUGAAAGGAAACGUUUAGACUCUGCCACUGCUUGCAUGGCGAAAUAUUGGACAUCUGAUUUACAAAAUAGUGCAGCUUAUGACCGUGUACAGCUCCAUGGAGGUUGGGGAUGCAUAUGGGAGCACCUAACUGCAAAAGCUUAUGUGGAAGCCUGAGUUCAGCCAAUCUAUGGUGGUGCAAAUGAAAUAAUGAAGGAGCUGAUUGCAAGAGAUAUUGUCUGUGACAAGUAGACAUCUGCCCACAUCUUGGAAUCCUAUUACAGCUAAUCUGGUUUUAAAUCUACUCAAGAUAAAAUGUAACUUGGAAAGCAAAGAAACACUAAACAUGUUUUUAUAUGCUCUCUCUAUAGAGAAGGAAAUAAAAUAUAAAUAUAAGAUUAACACAGUAGGAGAAAUCUUUGAAGCCAAAAUUCUCAUUUUCCAAUAUAAUGUUUAACUUACAGUUUUUUCUUAUAUAGCCAAAGGUCAAAGAUUUUCAGUUUGAUUUAUCUACAAAAUUCUAAAAAGCAUAAAUUGUUCAAAUCUUCAAACCAAGGCAGAAAUAAUUUUAUGUCAUUAUAGUAUAAAAUCAUUAUUAAGCAGCACAUUAACUUUUAAAGGGAAAAAUAUAACUUAGAAUGUAAACUCAUUUCAGCUACCUUUUGCUCCAAAUUCCCUAAAACAGUGGUUUUUUAUCACUGUACUGCAACCUCCUAUUUUUAAGCAAUGGAACUCUUGCUUCAAACAAAAGCUUAUGCAGAACAUCUCUGUGAAACACUGUUGAGUGAGAAUUGCUUUGAUUGAAGCAGGAAGCCAUCAUGCCUUACUACCUUGAAACCCCUAGGACUCAGCUAAGCAUUUACCUAAUCCUAACCAGGGAAUGCCUUGGUUCUGUCAAUUGCUGAUACACAAGAACACAGAAUAGUCCAUCAUUCUUUAAUUUCAAGAUACUGGUACACUUUAUAGAUAUCAAAGCAGUGGCUUUUAUUUUGUAACAGUUAGUGUAUUUAUUAACAUUAUUUUGUGUCUUCUAUAAACCAGGCUCUUAAUGCAAUGAUGACAAACAAAACUGGCAAGAUAACUAAAAAAUAAGUGAAUAAACAAAUAAGCAGUAAUAAAUAAAGAAGUAAAUAAGUAAAAGAGAUAGUUUCAAGCAUCAGUGCAAUUUAAAUAAUAAAGCAUUUAAAAUUGAAAAGUGAAGACAUGACAUUUGAUUUGAGACUUAAAAGUAAUUAUAAAAAAUAAACAAUUAAUU
Messenger RNA from Saimiri boliviensis boliviensis (Bolivian squirrel monkey), 1804 nucleotides. NCBI's taxonomy places the organism in Eukaryota, Metazoa, Chordata, Mammalia, Primates, Cebidae. The record is from RefSeq and is a predicted model, not a curated record.